AUGGGCCCUUUGGAAUGGGUUGGAAACUCUCAACAGCUUCCGUCAGUCGCAAAACCAGUAAAGGCUCCCCGAUACGACGACCGGAAUCAGUCUGAUGUCUACAUGCUCUUUGGCGCUGAGGAUCUUGUUCCCAUUGUUGCGGCAGAUGGCUCCGUACAUGAGGAUAUCAAUGCUGUGCCUGGUUAUGCCAUUCGUCGCUACAGACCUCGAGUAGAAGGUGGAUUCUCCCAGAUUGAGCAAUGGACCAACAUUUCUGACAGGACUGACGUUCACUGGCGGCAGUUGUCUGGAAAUAAUGUCCUGACAACAUACGGUCUGGACUCCAAUUCUCGGAUCAGCAAUCCAGAGGAGCCUGGACAGAUUUAUGAAUGGCUGAUAUGCAACUCGCGCGACUGCAAAGGCAACGUGGUCCACUAUACCUACAAGCCAGAGGACGGCGUUGGAGCAGAUGUGGCGCUCGCACAUCAGCACAAUCGUGGACCUGGCACUGAUCCUCGACGGACCAGCAACAGAUAUCUGAAGUCUGUUGUUUAUGGAAACACCAUUCCGCUGCUGGACGGUAGUGGUAAUCGUCCGCUAUUCCUCUCCACCGUACAAAUGGACAGUGCGGGCUGGAUGUUCGAAGUAGUAUUGGAUUAUGGAGAACAUGACACCAACAACCCAACUCCAGGGGAUACCAAUCCAUGGCACUACCGUCUAGAUUCCUUCUCAAACUACCGACCAGGCUUCGAAGUGCGGACCAGCCGCGUUUGUCAACGAUUUCUCAUGUUCCAUCAUUUCCCCGAGGAAGUAGCAGUAGGAAAGGAUUAUCUGGUGCGCUCCGUCGAAUUUGGCUAUACUCAUGGCGAUAGCGCAGAUCUUGCCUCCAUUUUCACCUACCUUACUUCCGUACAGCAAAGUGGCUAUCGGAAAGGACCGCAAGGACAAUACAUUCGAAAGCUUCUGCCACCUCUUGAGUUCACCUACUCUAAAGCGCAUCUUGACGAUGAAUUAAAAGAUAUCGAUCCCGCUUUCCUGAGAGAUUUGCCGGCUGGCUUGGCAACGAGCAAAACCCAGUGGAUUGAUCUGCAUGGAGAAAGCAUCUCUGGGAUGCUGACCGCUGAUGAACAGGCGUGGUACUACAAGAAAAACACGAGUCCAUUGUAUGAGACCGUCUCACAAGGCAGGAAGGUCACAAAACCGCGAUUCGAACAUAAUCAACAGAUCCGGUCCAUGCCCAACGGGGCUCUCCGACCUCAAAAGGCGCAAUUCGCUGACAUUACGGGCACCGGACGGCUAGCCAUCAUCUGUGAGGACGAUGGCCUGAUUGGCUGCUAUGAGCAUGAUGAUGCUGAAUCCUGGCUUCCAUUUCGCUCCUUCAACCAGUCCAUCAAUGGGGCGUCCUAUUUCAACUCUAAUAUAAAACUAGUAGAUCUUAAUGGGGAUGGGCUGACUGACAUCUUGGCUCCUGAACUCGGUCAAUGGUUUGCCUCCUUGGGAGCCGAUGGAUUCGGCCUCCCACAUGCUUUCACCAAUGCCGUUGAUGAAGAGACAGGGCCGAGUCUGUUGUACACUGAUGAUAUGCAGACAGUCCGGCUGGCAGAUUUCUCGGGAGAUGGUAUGCCAGAUAUUGUGCGCUUGCGCAAUGGAGAAGUAUGUUACUGGCCGAACCUUGGGCACGGCAGAUUUGGUGCGAAAAUCUUGAUGGACCACUCUCCCAUAUUCGAUGCAAGUGACACUUUUGAUGCAAGGCAUAUCAUCCUGGCCGACAUUGACGGUUCAGGUACGACCGAUCUGAUUUACCCACACCGGGAUGGAGCCAAAAUAUACUUCAACCAGUGCGGCAAUGGGUGGAGCACUCCACGGCUCUUGGAGACGGUCCCAACAUUUGAUAGCGUCGGCACAUUUACAGCGAUUGAUCUUCUGGGGAACGGCACGUCUUGCCUCGUGAUUUCUUCACCUCUACCGAAUGCAUGCUCUAUGCAGUAUAUCGAGCUCAUGGGUGGCAUCAAGCCCCAUCUGUUGACCAAAAUUGACAACAACUUGGGCUCUGUGACUGAGAUCUUCUACGAAUCGUCUACAAAGUUCUACCUCCAGGAUAAAUACGGGGGCCAUCCUUGGGUAUCAAAGCUUGCGUUUCCUGUUCAUGUGGUUGAAUCCGUGCAAACGUUUGAUCGGAUUAGCCAAAAUUCAUUUCGGACACGGUACGCCUAUCACCAUGGCUUUUAUGACGCCGAAGAUCGGGAAUUCCGCGGCUUCGGCAUGGUCGAGCAGUGGGAUGUCGAAGGGAUAUCCGCCAUAGCAGACCCAAAAGUCAGAGGUAGUGCUAAUCAAGCUGCUCCAUGGGCAAUCCCACCAAUCUACACCAAAACAUGGUUUCACCAGGGUGCUUCCUACGAACAAGGAACGAUAUCAAGGAGGUAUGAGCAAGAGUAUUAUCGAGAGCCUGGCCAGAAUGAAGCAACGGCACAAAAGUGGCUGCUCCCAGACACUGUAUUGCCCCUUGACAUCUCCGCGGCAGAUAUCCACGAUGCCUGCCGUGCUCUCAAGGGAAAGAUGUUGAGGCAAGAGACUUACGCUAUUGACGUUUUUGCCAAACCUGCUGAGGGGCCGCCAACAUCGUCAGCGCCUUUCACUGUGGUUGAGUCAAACUUUACGUUGCAAAUCAUUCAGUCCAAACAAAGCAAUCACAGUGCUGUGGCACUGGCAAGCGGGCGCGAGACGUUGACCAUUACGUAUGAGAGACAUUUGUCUGACCCCAGGAUCAAGCAUGCAAUGAUUCUGGAGACCAAUUCCUUUGGGCAGAUCCUGAAAGAACUUUCUAUCACAUAUGGCCGUAUUCAGUCCGACUCCAGUUUCCCAACAUCCUGGGAUAGAGACAUGCAGAGUCAAUCGUUUUUGACCUACAUUGAGAACACUCCCACGAAUGCCAUCGAAGACCCGCAUGUGUAUCCAAAUAAUUUUCGCCUCCCAAAUUUCUGCGAGACGCGCAAGUAUGAAUUGACAGGGUUUGACAUCCAAGCCAGGAACGGACCAGCCAUGCUCAAAGACUGGACAGCCGAUGAUUUCGCUGUCAUCAAUUCUGCUGUCAAGAUUGGAUUUGAAGUCACUCCAACUCCCAACGUCAAACAGAAACGGCUUCUUAAGCAUGAUAGAACACUUCUACGCAAGGAUGACUUGAGCGGUCUUUUGCCACUGACCAAAAUGGAGCCGAGAGCUCUGGCCGGGAAGACGUAUAAGCUAGCAUUCACCUCGCAGAUGGUCAACCUGCACUUGCAGAAAGAUGGUGUCCCACUGCUAAGCAGUCCUGAGUCUCUGCUUAGUGGGGAGACGCCUAGUGAGGGAGGAUAUGUUAGUGGAGGGAGUCUCUCCUCUUCCGGGCUCUUCCCGAGUGAAGAGGGUAACGGUACCAUAGGUACUUGGUGGGCACCAUCCGGCCAGCUGUUCUUCGCAUCCAGCAAUGAUCCUGCCCAGGAGCUUGAUUCUGCCCGACAAACCUUCUUUCUGCCUCGUCGUGUUCAGAACCAAUUCAAGGCUGAAAGUACCGUGACUUAUGACAAAUACAACUAUCUCGUCCUAGAGACAACAGACCUUGUCGGCAAUCGAACGACAGUCGGUGAAAGAGACGCCAGUGGAAGAUUGCUGUCGAGUGGCAUCGACUAUCGUGUAUUGCAGCCAUUUUUAAUCACUGACAUCAAUGGCAACCGCUCACAAGUAGAGUUUGAUGCUCUUGGUAUGGUGACAGCCACUGCUGUCAAAGGGAAAGUCGGAGAAUCUUUGGGCGAUAAUAUAGCUGGAUUAGAUGCAGAUCUACCAGAGGAUACCUUGCUUGACCAUAUAAGAAACCCGACUGCGGCCGAGUCUUCCCAGAGAAUCUGUCGCGAGUACAAGAACACCGUAGAUUGGGCUGCUCUGGACCCCAUAAUCCCAAAGCACAACACUGACCGGUUCGAUCCCGCGGCUCUCGAAGGUGUCCUGUCCACUCUCGUCGAAGAUGAGAAUUUCAAAGUCAGCUCGACGCAUGAUGCUAUGAAUCGCCUCCUCACUUCUGUGCUCCCACACAGUACCCCAGACAACAUCAGCACUGUUCGGCCCGGAUACGACCUGCUGAGUCUAGUCCGCAUCGACUACAAUCUUCAUGGCAAGGUCGAUGGAGAUCAGCCGGUCUGGACGCCCUUUCUCAAGGACGUGGACUAUCAUCCGACGGGGCAGCGCAGAUUUGUCCUGCUUGGAAACGAUGUUCGGACGGAUUACAAGUACGACAUCGACCGCAAACUCAUCCAAAUGACGACGCAGCGGGGAGGCAGCGCGGCAGAUACCGUACAGGAUAUCAAGUACACCUACGAUGCGAUUCACAACAUUACCAAUAUCGUGGAUGCAGCCCAGCAGACGAAAUUUUUCCGCAAUGUGGUGGUCAAGCCAAUCAAUGAUUAUACAUAUGAUGCACUGUACCGGCUACUCGAAGCAACUGGCAGAGAGCACCUCGGCCAAGCUGACCAGCCGUUUUGGUACUCCAAUUCAGAUAGUGCCCGAUUCGGGCCCCAGCCUGGAGAUGGAAAUGCAAUGGCUAGAUACACGGAGCAAUACAGCUACGAUGAUGCGGGCAACAUGCUGAAGAUGAAGCACGACAGCAGCAACACCCAACAGGGUUCUAGAUCUAGCAGCUGGACAAGGACGUUUGACUAUCGUGAAAAGGGCAGCAUAGAUUCCACUCAGACCGGCAACAGAUUGAGCAGCACUAGCGUUGGGAACGCGACGGAGAAUUAUGGAUAUGACAACCAUGGAAACAUGGUGAGGAUCCCGCAAAUCGGCGGCAGUGCCAAUGUCGACAAUGCGCAGUGGGACUACAUUGACAAGUUAAAGUCCCUCAACCUUGGUGGCGGAGGCACCGCUUACUUUACCUAUGGCAGCGAUGGCAAGAGGGUCCGCAAGGUCAUUGAAAAGGGUCCCAACCUGGUAGAAGAGCGCUUGUACCUGGGUAGCGCGGAGCUCUUCCGCAGAAAGAAGAGCGGCGGGAUCGUGCUUGAGCGGGAAACAAUCCAUGCCAUGGACAACCAACGCCGCGUUGCCCUCAUUGAGACUCGCACAAUAGACACUGAGGGAACAGACCGCGCCCCAGGCCAACUGAUCCGAUAUCAGGUCUCCACCCACCUGGAUUCGUCCAGUAUCGAACUCGAUGAUACAGCCCAGCUUCUUUCCUUUGAAGAGUACUCGCCGUAUGGAAACACUACGUAUCAGGGCACUGCUUCCACAUUGGAGACACCCAAGCGAUAUCGAUUCACGGGCAAAGAGCGCGAUGAAGAAAGUGGAUUGUCGUACCACGGAGCGCGGUACUAUGCUCCCUGGCUUGCUCGCUGGAUAAGUCAAGACGCUCUAGGAAUAGGUGAUGGACUGAACACCUACGUUUAUUGUCAUGACGAUCCGGUGGGCGGCAAGGAUCCCACUGGCAUGGACGAUACGCCGAGCUUCGCCUCAUUCGACCCACUGAUGAGCGAGAUCUCCGACAGUGACUUCAAGUUCGAAUCCAUCACUCCACAGCCGGCGCCGUUGACACCGCUGGCGACACCCAUGACCAAAGCGCAGGCGGAUGCGCAUUCCUCCGUGCAGAGAUCCAAAUACCGCGCUAAUCCCACGCCAGAAACGCCCUACUUGGAGACAAAAUCUGUGCCUCCAUGGAAGGGCGCCAAAGUGCAGGCAGGCCACACGGUGCCGGCCCGGUAUGCGACCGACGGUCUCUCGCCAGCCGACUGGGACAAGCAGACGAUGCAGCGGUUGGAAAGCCGGAGCUACGAUGUCGCCAUCAUGGACCAGUCGGGCGAAAUUGACAUCACGACCCGGCACCGCGCCCAGGACUUCACCAUGAUUGACGACGCAGUCGCGGACGCGCAAAAGGCGCAAAAGGCUGCCACAGGGGUUAGCGCCCUGCCGCCCGAGGGCUCCAUGCACAUGGGCGACUACCAAAUCUGGCGCUCUGAGAACAUCCCGCUGGACGAGGGCAAGGUUGAGUUCAUCAAGAGCAUGGGCGAAGCGCCCAUUGACCACACCAUCACGACGGAGAUGAAGCUGGCCGCGGCCGAGGGCGACUUGUUCGUGAAGGCUUCCAAGGCCAGCAAACUCGGCAAGGGCGCGAAAGCACUCAAGUUGCUGGGCAAGGCGGGCAGGCACUUUGUCGCUGCGCUGCCGGUGCUAGGCAUGGUCAUGGGCCACGCCAGCGCAGCGCAUGCUGCCGCAAACGGGGACCUCCAGGGCGCAGCGCUGGACGAGGCCGGCUUCAUUCCUGUGGCAGGCGACUUGCUGGACGCGGGCCGUGGUGGGCUCGCGCUGGGAGAGGCGCUGGACGAAGGAUUAGGUAUCAGCGACGUGGCCGUCGAGCAUGGCGCGGUCGCGGACAAGCUGGCGCAGGACAUGGGCUUCAGCAGGGAGACGUCCAUGUACAUUGGCGCGGGCACGUCGGCGCUGAGCGCCAUCACAGUGUCGCCGGGAAUAGCACUGCACAAGACGGCGACAGAGUAUGCUGACAAGGCGGCCGACAAGCUUAUCAAAUGGUGGAACUCGGACUGA
Molecule: messenger RNA, 6540 nt
Organism: Endocarpon pusillum Z07020
Lineage: Eukaryota; Fungi; Ascomycota; Eurotiomycetes; Verrucariales; Verrucariaceae
Exons: 1
Coding region: 1-6540 (2179 amino acids)
Cellular component (GO): cytoplasm
Source: RefSeq, a predicted model, not a curated record